CGCCGACGCUCAGCGGUGAAGACGCCGGGCGUUCCGGGGCUCAGCGGGGUUCUGACUUUCUGUCCGAGCUUCCGCUGGCCUCAGGUCCCAGACGGGUGUUUGGCCCCAGCCUGGGUCAGGCUUUGGCGGCUACCGACCAGCUCACGCGGUGUGAGGGGCGCUGAGGAAAAGUGCCGCCGCAGAGACGUGCCGGAGAGGCCCUAGAACUGUAAGCGGAUCGGCUUCACUUUGUCCGAAGGAAGGAGGGAGCCUAGUCUGAGUAAAGAGCGCUCGACUCCAAGUCAGGCCUCUGCUGCUCGGUGGCUUCUCUUUCUGUGCUCCUGGUUUUCUCAUCUGUACAGUGAGGAGUAAGCCUGGGUGAUCUCAAAGUCCCUUCCAGUUCUGACACUAAGUUCUUCAUAAUAGGUUUUCAAAGAAGAAUGGAGGAAAAUAAGAAGCUUGCUACAGUGGAAGACUCUGUGGAGUACUGCCUAUUCCUGAUACCAGAUGAACCAAGAGACCCAGAAAAACACAAAGAGAUUCUUCAAAAAUAUAUUGAGAGGAUAAUGACCCAGUUUGCGCCUAUGCUGGUCCCCUAUAUCUGGCAGAAUCAGCCUUUCAAUCUCAAAUAUAAACCUGAGAAAGGAGGUGUUCCUGCUCAUAUGUUUGGCAUGACAAAGUUUGGGGAUAACAUUGAGGAUGAAUGGUUUAUUGUUUAUAUAGUAAAGCAAGUUACAAAGGAAUUUCCAGAGUUAGUAGCAAGGAUUGAAGACAAUGAUGGUGAAUUUUUGUUAAUAGAAGCUGCUGACUUUCUCCCUAAAUGGUUGGAUCCUGAUAAUAGUGCCAAUAGGGUGUUUUUCCACCAUGGGGAGUUGUGCAUUAUUCCUGCACCAAGAAAACCUAGAGCAGCAUCCUGGUUGCCCACCACACCCCCAACAAUCCCACAAGCAUUGAAUAUAAUCUCAACACACCCAGAAAAAAUUGUAGCUUCAGAAUCUAUUCGAGCUGCUGUGAAUAGGCGCAUCAAAGGAUAUCCAGAAAAAAUUCAAGCCUCCCUUCAUCGAGCACACUGCUUCCUUCCAGCUAGCAUUGCGGCAGUGCUAAAGCAGCGCCCCAGAUUGGUGGCUGCAGGAGUCCAGGCAUUUUACCUACGGGACCCCAUUGACCUGCGAGCCUGUCGUAUUUUCAAGACAUUCUUGCCUGAAACACGAAUAAUGACAUCGGUCUCUUUCACUAAAUGUCUGUAUGCCCAGUUGGUGCAGCAAAGGUUUGUGCCAGACCGGCGGAGUGGAUACAAGCUGCCUCCUCCAUCUCAUCCCCAAUACCGAGCCCAUGAAUUGGGCAUGAAGUUGGCUCACGGAUUUGAGAUCUUAUGCUCCAAAUGUAGCCCACAUUUUUCUGACUCCAAGAAAGCCCUCAUUACUACCUCACCACUCUGGGCUGGCUUCCUUGAAAGUCUGAAAAAGAAUGAUUACUUUAAGGAACUGAUAGAAGGUUCUGCUCAGUACCAAGAAAGGCUAGAAAUGGCAAAGAACUACUUCCAACUCUCAGUAAACCGGCCAGAAAGCUCUCUUGCUAUGAGCCCAGGUGAAGAAAUCUUAACCUUAUUACAGACAAUACCAUUUGAUUUAGAAGAGCUUAAGAAAGAAGAAGCUAAUCUUCCCCCAGAAGAUGAUGACCAGUGGUUAGACCUCUCACCAGAUCAGCUGGACCAGGUACUGCAGGAAGCUGCUGGCAAAAAAGAACCAGAGCCCAUUUCCAAGGGGGAGAAGGAGAACUAUGACUUAACUCAAGUCUCAGAGAGCAUGAAAGCUUUCAUAUCUAAAGUCUCAACCCACAAAGGAGCAGAGCUGCCUCGAGAACCUUCUGAGGCUCCAAUCACUUUUGACGCAGAUUCUUUUCUUAAUUAUUUUGAUAAAAUUUUAGGGCCCAGGCCUCAUGAGUCAGACUCUGAUGAUCUGGAUGAAGAUGACUUUGAAUGUUUAGAUAGUGAUGAUGACUUGGAUCUUGAAACACAAGAGCCCGGGAAAGAAGCAUCUGUAAAAGGAACUCUUGAUGAUCUCAAGUCAUACAUGGCCCAGAUGGACCAGGAACUGGCAUGUACCAGCAUUGGCAAGAGUUUCACUACCCAGAAGCAAAUGAUUGACUUCUCCUCUAUGAGCCCCAAAUGUUGCCCUCUCGGCACAAGUCUUUGUGAUCUCAACUCUGGGGUUCACACAAGGUUUUGAAGUUGGCAGAAGAGAGAGAAUCAAGCCUCCGGAUAGCCCGAGAUGAGAUUUACACACUCCGUGUUUAGGACAUUGUUCAUCUUUGUUGAGAAUUAAAUGUUAGGUAGAGAAAGGAAAGUAGAUAGGCAAAAAUAAAGAAUGAAUCAGUUGCUUUUUUAUUUCAGUUCCCCGUGUUGACCUUGAGCCAGGCUCACUCUGCUGACAAAUACAUUUGUUUUAACGUUUUACCUAUUUUGCUAUUCUACUUCAUGGACCCAGUGGGUUCUUUUUAUCCUUAGCACCUUCAAAACUCAUUGCCUCUCCAGCCAGCUAAGCCCUAUACCAAAGUUUCUUUUAUUUAUCUGCCAUUUUUCAGUAUCUGGACCCUGACCACUUCUGCCUCAGCUUUCAGAUAUCCUUGGAGCUCUAAGAAGCAAAGACCUUGUUCCAUUGUUCCAUUCACUGUUGGGAAACAAAGUUCAAUGUUGCAGCUCCUCCUGUUAGCCACUUUCAUCUUUUCUUUUCCAAAACAACACAUUAAUCCAAAAGCAAACAGUUAACUCCAUGGUAAGUUUGAGAAACUCAUAACCAGGAAUCCUGCACACUCCCCUUUCUAUCAGUAUUUUCAGACUGGGGAUGUGUACAGAUGUGCUCACAAACACACCCACAUAGAGAGAAAAAAGAUUGGGAGACAGUGAUACACAUGGACCCUGAACUGUUUUCUUCUAACUGCAAGAUAUGAAGAAAUCUCAGGUCCUCUCUUUCGAGAGUGCUUUUCCCUUCUACGUGCUGGGUUCAGCUCAGGUCAGGGCAAGCUGCCAAUCUAACAGGACAAUCAAGUCCCAUCACAUAUUAUCCCUCAACAUUUUCUGCUGAAGGCACUUUUGAUUUCCCCAAAGCAAUGAUGGUUUGCUGGCAAUACAAGAGCAAUGACCUUUUGGGAUCAAAAGGAAAUUGAGUGCUUCAACUUUUCUAGUUCUAGAACGUCUUUUGCUUAGUCCUAUGGGACUUGGAUGUGUAAAUAAUCUUAGGUUUCUGACAAUUGUGUCUUUAAUCACAAGUUAGUGCCAGUCACCUGAAGAUAUGACUUCCCAGCCAUUCCUCUUUUCUAAUGGACCUCUAACAGUAUUUCUUCUGCACAUUGCUUCAGUCGUUCCACAGACUUGGAACCUAGACUUAAAUGUUUGUCACACUAAUAAAACGAUUCUUUUCUCUUCCCGCCUUACAUUCUCACUU
Diceros bicornis minor is the source of this 3422-nucleotide messenger RNA. It is a transcript of the gene ECD, whose product is annotated as ecdysoneless cell cycle regulator. NCBI's taxonomy places the organism in Eukaryota, Metazoa, Chordata, Mammalia, Perissodactyla, Rhinocerotidae. Gene Ontology annotation, cellular component: nucleus. The record is from RefSeq and is a predicted model, not a curated record. Bases 420 to 2207 code for a protein of 595 amino acids. The transcript has 14 exons.